AUGACUUCCUUCGGAAUUAUUUUGAUGGCAGGGGCGUUGGAAAAUUCUAUUUGUAGGUCUAUAUGCGGGGUUUUUUCUAUUAGCUUCACGAAGUUCAUCCAAGACGAAGUGUUAUUGGACACAAUAAAGGCAUCGCCGCCAUACCAAGAGCUGAAAAAGGAGCGUGAGGAGUAUUACGUGCUGUUGGGGGCUUCACAUAAGCUUAAAAAAGAACAUAUUGUCACUCUCAACCGAUGGAGGGAAUUUAAAAGAAAGGAUACGGUCAUUCCUCUUGCAAGGGCACAAAUAAACAAAGCCUACUCUCAGAUACUGAGGGUAGAGAGGUGGAAAGCAGAAGAAAAGGCAAGGCGAGAACGACAAGAACUGUUAUUUACCAUUCACACUAGGACUGAUGAUGCGGUGCUGAAGGGAAGGGUUCGCGUGAAUAAAAUGAGGCUGAAUGAUUUUCUUACGAUGGAAUUGGACGGGAGGGGCGCUUUGGACGCCAAUCGGGAUGUCUUGUUGGAGGAGGUUUUCAAGGACCCCAAGAAAUAUAUCCGUGAUGCGGGAGUAUUGAACGAAAUGCAGGCAUCGGAUCGUUACAAGAGGAUGGAGAGGGCUGCGAGGGAUGAAAUGGACAUGGCGGAGGAUGCAGACAAGCUUUACAAUAAGGGCAUGUACGAUCUACUGAGGUCCCUGGCUCAGCCGGCCACCUCAACGUGGUGCCAGGGACUAGUACUCUUUACUAGAGAGGAAGCCAAGCGCCUGCUGUUCAUGCUUCAAACCCGAUGA
Molecule: messenger RNA, 771 nt
Organism: Trypanosoma cruzi
Lineage: Eukaryota; Euglenozoa; Kinetoplastea; Trypanosomatida; Trypanosomatidae
Exons: 1
Coding region: 1-771 (256 amino acids)
Source: RefSeq, a predicted model, not a curated record